Molecule: messenger RNA, 1878 nt
Organism: Phanerochaete carnosa HHB-10118-sp
Lineage: Eukaryota; Fungi; Basidiomycota; Agaricomycetes; Polyporales; Phanerochaetaceae
Exons: 6
Coding region: 1-1878 (625 amino acids)
Biological process (GO): transmembrane transport
Cellular component (GO): membrane
Molecular function (GO): myo-inositol:proton symporter activity
Source: RefSeq, a predicted model, not a curated record
AUGGAAAAGGACAUCGCUGAGACCAGGGAAAAGUCCCCCGCAGACGACUAUUCCAAACACUCUGCGUCCGUUCAGCAACUCGACACCGUCGGCAGCAAUGCCUAUGCAAAGCUCGUCAAUCCGCUCCAGGGCAUCCCCCACGACGAGCUCAUGGAGAACGCCGCAAACUUCGCCAAGACUUACGGGCUCGAACACCUGACGGCCGAAUUCCAGAAAGGUGCACUCGUAGCUCAGGACCCUGGCGCUUUCGAGACCCUGCCGCAGCUCACGGAGGACGACAAGGCCACCCUCCGACGCGAGAUCACCCACCGCUGGCAUCAGCCUGCGCAGCUCUACUAUCUCGUCAUCAUGUGCUCAUUGGCUGCUGCGGUCCAGGGUAUGGACGAGGCUGUCAUUAACGGCGCCAGCCUCUUCUUCCCGGUCCAGUUCGGUAUCGACCCCAACGCGACGGACGGCAGUGCCGGCCGCAAUCAGUGGCUGCAGGGUCUCGUGGUCUCUGCACCCUACCUGGUGUGCGGUCUCAUCUCAUGCUGGCUCACGCACCCGCUGAACCAGUGGCUCGGCCGUCGCGGCACCAUCUUCGUGACCGCAUUCCUCUCGUUUGUCACUUGUAUCUGGCAGGGCGUUACCAACUCAUGGCAGCAUCUCUUCGUCGCACGUCUGAUCCUCGGUUUUGGCAUCGGCCCCAAAUCAACCACGGUUCCAAUCUAUGCGGCGGAGUGUGCUCCUGCUGUUAUUCGUGGAGCAAUGGUCAUGAUGUGGCAGAUGUGGACGGCCUUCGGCAUCAUGUUUGGAGAUCUUGUGGACGUUGCGUUCUAUCAUGUGAAAGAUACGAAGCACAUCAAGGGUCUCAACUGGCGUCUUAUGCUCGCCAGCGCCGGCAUACCCGCGCUCAUAGUCAUGAGCCAAGUCUUCUUCUGCCCCGAAUCGCCGCGUUGGCUGAUGUCCAAGGGCCGCUACGACAAGGCAUACGCCUCGCUCGUGCGCACGCGCAACACGCCCCUCCAGGCCGCACGCGACUUGUACUACAUCCACACCCUGCUCGAGGCCGAGAAGGCGUUUGAGACAGGUCAGAGCGGCUUUGUCCAGCUGUUCACCGUCCCACGCAACCGCCGUGCGGCGCUCGCGUCCGUCACCGUCAUGUUCAUGCAGCAGUUCUGCGGCGUGAACGUCAUCGCGUACUACUCGUCCAACGUCUUCUCCCAGUCCGGUUUCAGCGUCUUCCAGUCGCUCCUCGCCUCCUUCGGCUUCGGCCUCAUCAACUGGAUCUUCGCGUUCCCGGCCGUGUGGACGAUCGACACGUUCGGCCGCCGCAACCUGCUGCUCACGACGUUCCCGCUCAUGUCCAUCUUCCUGCUCAUGACCGGCUUCGCGUUCUGGAUCCCGACGGGGAAGGCCCGGCUCGGUGUCGUCGCGCUCGGCAUCUACCUCUUCGGCAUGGCGUACUCGCCCGGCGAGGGCCCCGUGCCGUUCACCUACUCCGCCGAGGCGUACCCGCUCUCCGUGCGCGACAUCGGCAUGUCGCUCUCGACGUCGGUCCUCUGGUUCUUCAACUUUGUCGUGGCGAUCACCUUCCCGCGGCUGCUCGGCGCGUUCAAGCCGCAGGGCGCGUUCGGGUGGUACGCGGCGUGGAACGCGAUCGGGUUCGUGCUCAUCCUGCUCUUCGUGCCCGAGACGAAGGCGCUCUCGCUCGAGGAGCUCGACCAGGUGUUCAGCGUGCCGACGCACGUUCACGCGACAUACCAGCUCCGCGCGCUCCCGCGCAACAUCAAGCGCUACAUCUUCCGCAUGAAGAGCGUCAAGCCCCUGCCGCCGCUGUACGGGCACGAAAACCCGGGCGAGAAACACUACGCGCCCGCCGCGUCGGGACACGCAUAG